AUGGCUGCACUACAAAGCCCAGACACCAAAGCCAGUUCCUCACGCAAGCGACAAUCCUCACAGAGUGUAGACCACCACUCUGCACCCAAACAACAAAAGAAUGCCCAUCGGUGCUUCCCACCUGCAAUCUUCUGGGACCAGCUUUCUGAGAUUCCACUUACGAAAAACGCACUGCGUGAAUUGGAAAGGAGAGCAGCUCUUGAGAGGUCUGAUGACCUAGUGCAGGAUCAAAAUACUACGGAAAGCGUUACUAGAAACGACAACGAUCGGGUGAAACAACCUAGUUCGGUCAAAUUAGAGCUCUCGUCGAGUGAACUCAACGAAAUCCAGCGUUCCACAAAGCACGGCGGUCCUAAUCUAUCCGCCUUGAGAGAUCACCGGGCACUACUUGAAGUCGACAAGAACCUGUCAACUCGUCGUUACGGUUCUACAGAAGGUUACUCAACAACCCCAGAGCAAAGUGACUGCACUGAAACAUCGGAAACCAUGGGACAGUACGACAGUGCGUUCGAGAAGCACCUAAUUGAUCACCACAUCCUACCGGAUGAGUAUGAGUAUGCAGAUGGCCAAUUCCCCCCGGAGCCUGAAGGAGAGAUUGCAGACAGAAACUGUGUGGCUGGAGGCAUUCCGUUCACAAACUUUGACGACUUGACCGAUGGGACGCUCGCCGCUGGCAAUCCUAGCUUUUUCUACGGCGCACGCCGAGAACAACUGGACCAGAAUGUUCGCAACCAACUAGACGUGCUAAUAUCCCCUUCUACGUAGCACGAUCUCCCAAUUAUACCAAAUUUCUUUCUUCAGGUAAAGGGAUCUAGCGGUGAUUCGGAUGUUGCGCUACGAAAAGCGUGCUAUAAUGGUGCUCUAGGCGCAAGAGCUAUACACGCCCUUCAAUCGUACGGACAUCCUACACCGAUUUACGACAAUAACGCGUAUAUUUUGACGUCAAUAUACCACGCGGGCGCGCUCAUGAUGUUUACUGUUCAUCCUUUGCCACCAGGAUCAGAUCAUCCACCCGGUUUUGUCAUGACACAAGUCAAUUCCUGGAGCUUGAUGGGGAAUUUCG
Messenger RNA from [Torrubiella] hemipterigena, 1063 nucleotides. The record is from the annotation of a GenBank genome assembly. Lineage: Eukaryota; Fungi; Ascomycota; Sordariomycetes; Hypocreales; Clavicipitaceae.